AACGUAUUGGACAAAGAUAACAAAAACAUUUGAUUUCUGAACGUAAAACAGGGGCGUAAAAUAAUCCGCCAUCUUGUCCCAGUGACAAUUUAGGAUUUAAUUUAGUUUUUAACCCGUCUUUUUUCAAUUAAUCCGAUAGUUAAAGUGAUAUUUUGUGAGCUGUGGUGUGUUGAAAAAGCCUGUGAUAUUUUUGUGUACAAUUAUUUUUGUUUAUCAUAAGAAUAUCUUGACAUUGUUAGUUGACCGAUUUUGACGUCGAACGAACAACUAGAAUACCUAAUCAAAAUGGGUACAAGAGAGGACGAAUACGAUUAUUUAUUCAAAGUUGUUUUGAUUGGCGAUUCUGGUGUGGGAAAGAGUAGUCUCCUAUCACGUUUUACUAGAAAUGAAUUUAAUUUAGAAUCAAAAUCUACAAUAGGGGUGGAGUUUGCAACAAGGAGUAUAGAGGUGGACGGCAAAACCAUAAAGGCGCAGAUAUGGGACACGGCGGGGCAGGAGCGCUACCGCGCCAUCACGUCGGCGUACUACCGCGGCGCGGUGGGCGCGCUGCUGGUGUACGACAUCGCCAAGCACCUCUCCUACGAGAACGUGGAGCGCUGGCUGCGCGAGCUGCGCGACCACGCCGACCAGAACAUCCUCAUCAUGCUCGUGGGCAACAAGAGCGAUCUCAGGCACCUUAGGUCAAUCCCAACAGAAGAGGCGAAGGCAUUCGCGGAACGGAACGGGCUAAGUUUUAUUGAAACGUCCGCCCUCGACUCCACCAACGUGGAGCCGGCAUUCCAGAACAUAUUAACCGAGAUCUACAGGAUCGUCUCCCAGAAGCAGAUGCGCGACCCGCCCGAGGGCGACGUGAUCCGGCCCGACGCCGAGCCGGCCGACGUGCGGCCGUCGGGCGCCGACUCCGUGCGCAAGCAGUGCUGCCAGUAGCGCCAGAGUCCAGUUAAUUUUGGAGCGCAAGGGAGAAAUGAACGGAAUACAAAACGCAAGUUAAUGAAUCAUUCCCAAGACAAACAAGGUCUAAUCUCUAAAAAUAUCACGUUGCCGGCUCGGAGAGUACCACCAUUUGUUACGAAUUCGCUAAUGUACUGUUUCGUUUUAUGGAAGUUUCUAGAUUUACACAGUUUUAUAUUGUUAUACAAGGAAAUUAACGUUUCCGGGGCUUUUUGUUAGUUUCUGAGGCACUAGCUAGUGCGACCGCGGGGAAUUGCCGCCCUCACCAAUCUGCCACUUAUGAUCCCCUAAAGCAUCUGUCCUAAAGUCACCUUUUUAACACCGAACCUCCUUAACAACUGUUACGUAGUUUGUAUCCCACGCCAGGUCCAGAUAUGUGUCAUCUGCCCGAUUCUAUCGCUGUAACCGUAUCGUGAUUGCAUAUCUGGACAUUAAACUGUACUGGGAUACAGUAUUGUUACUUCACUUCGAAGUCGUCCUCGGAGUCCCAUUAGGGGCUCGGGGUUAAUGCUCUUUUUCUAACAAUGUAUAUCGCUUAGAACAUUAUUUUCCUGGAAAUCGUAAACAUGUGAACAAAAGGAAAUAUCUAGAAACUUUUCGAAGCUCGUCUAUUCCUGGAAUUACAUUUUUGCAUGCUAGGUACCUUUUGCGAUAAACAAACACGUUAGAUCCUACGCUAAGUUCACACGCGUUUAUAAACUUUAUGUUCUUGUAUUAAGGAUCUUUGUAAUAAUAUACAAGUCUUGAUACGGUCGGAUUGCCCUAAUGAUAUAUAUAUCUGAAGUGCUGAUCUAACAACUUAAAUCCGAAAAAACAAAGAAGACGUACACGCACCCCAAAAUAUAAAUUCUUUUCAAAAUUUUCCUCUAUCAAACCCAAUAUCGGUAAUCUUAUUUCAUAGAAUAUUGAUAUUCUAUGAAUAUUCAUCCAAUAUAGGUAGCCUUGGAUUCCAGACGAAAAGAAAGCCUUUUUUAAGAUGUCAUACUUUUUUUUAACUUGGAAACUUCUAUAAAAUCAGGUUCGAGUGUAAUUUUUUGUGUGAUAACUCGUCUUAAAUCGCACUUUGCGAUAAAACUUCAGAACCAACGAAGCGAAAGCUUGCAGGAAAAAACCAAUCAGAACUAUUAAAAUACCAGUAGUUACCAUUCGUUUACGCGGAAAUUCGACGCGGCGCGAAAUUUUACGCCUCUUAGAACAAUAUUUGCUAACUAGUAAUCGAGGAGUCGUUUUGGAGUAUGGAAUACUUGAACAUCGGAGUAAAAUGGAUCUUAUUUCUAUUGUGCUAAAGCUCUAAAGAUGCCUGCAAAAUAAGGUCCAUUUUUCUUUGACGAUACAGAGUUUAAUACUCGAAAACGACUUCUCGAUUGCAAGCAUACAAAUGUUGGCAACUGAAUAUCUGUGAGAGUGCCUAGUGUGAAAUUUUUACCUAAGUUUACUAAUUCUAUCACAUGAAUGUUAACUACGAUUUAAAUGGUAUCAAAAGAUCGCCAUCUACUUACAAUACUGGGAUCGUGUGUAGUUAACUUACACACGAUCGAAUAAGAUAACGUAGGCAAAAAUCUCACCCACAGGCACUCAGUUUCGGGUUUAUAAAGUAGAUGCCUAACUAAAAAAAAAACAGUAAAUUCGGUUUAGUUUUUCCUGCGAUAAAAACUUGUUAACUUUUUAAACAAUAACAGGCAGUUAUUUUAAAAUCUAAGACUCAAAUAUUGUUUAGUAGUAAAGAGUAUAUAUAUAUCGUGAUAAAAAUAUCGCGUCAAAACGCCAUAAUCUGAUUGGUCAAUACUGCCUUUGCUACGUA
Messenger RNA from Pararge aegeria (speckled wood butterfly), 2752 nucleotides. RefSeq names its product ras-related protein Rab-11A (gene Rab11). The transcript is spliced from 6 exons. Gene Ontology annotation, molecular function: GTPase activity; GTP binding. The record is from RefSeq and is a predicted model, not a curated record. NCBI's taxonomy places the organism in Eukaryota, Metazoa, Arthropoda, Insecta, Lepidoptera, Nymphalidae. The coding region runs from base 286 to 927 and encodes 213 amino acids. Gene Ontology annotation, biological process: exocytosis. Gene Ontology annotation, cellular component: recycling endosome.